AUGCAUAGCCCUGAGGAUGUGGAGCGCUUUAAGAGUAGUCCUUCACCGCCAGACGAGGAGGCGACUAAGGAGAGGAGUGACAGGGAGCUAAGCUCUACUCCAAGUACGGAUACCCAGACUGGGCAUUCCAAGGGUGCUCGGUCAGUAGCGAGGAAGCGUCGCAGCUCCUCCCAGACUAUUAGCGACAGUGACACGCUCCUGGGGGCGAGUGGGGAAACUGAGGAUGCUGCAGCCCCCAAAUCGGCAGUGGAGAAGCCUCUAGGUACUCCUGAUAUGAGUGCCCGUGAGACUGAAGACAUGGUGAAUUUCAUGCUUCAGGAUUCUCCGUUGCCUGAUACCGAGAGGAGCGAAGAAAAGCUCCCGGAGGAUGGUGGAAGCGACAAGCUUCCAGAGGAGAAGGAUGGCCAGAAGCUUCCAGGGGAAGGCGACGAGAAGCUACCAAAGGAGGCCCAUGUAGAUUCCCAAAAUCCAGAGAAUACUGUGGUGAUGACUCAAGAUGUGUCGGAGAAGGCUAUCUCUGAGGUGCAGAUGAGAAGCACUGGGCAAGAGGGUGGCCAAGCCCAGGACAAUACAGAGCUGAAUGCUCUGAGAGAGAGGGUGAAGAUGCUCUCGUCCGAGAAGGCUGCUCUCCAAGGGAAGCUUAAGAAGUUCUCCCAAUCCAAGAAAGAUGAGAUUGAGAAGCUCAAGAAGAUCAAGGAGGACUUUGACCGAGAGGCCUUGACAGUUCUUCAGCAACUCAAGACCUUGUCAGAAUCCCGGGACUUGAUGCAACAAGAGCUUGUAGAGCUAAGAGAAGUCAGGGAUGCUGCCCAGGAAAUAGCCGAGGUUAUGGAGAUUCCGGAGGGGAAUAAGGACGAACCGCUCUCUUUGGCGGGGAAACUUCGUAAAGUACCCGAAGCCUUUGAAAGGUAUGUCUCCACAACCACCCAUCAGUACGUGGGUCAUGUACUCGGGUUGGUGAAAUCUUAUUGGCCAACCACUCGUCUGGACGCACUUGGGAAGGGAGCCAAAUCUGAUUGUACAGAAGAACAAUUCCGUCAGUAUUUGGAAGAAACUUCUGUGGUGGCUAACCAGAUAGUGGAGUCCCUGAACAAGCCUGAGUCCCCUUGAACUUUCGGUUGUAGAUUGAUUGGCGUGUGGCCACAAGUACUUUGGACAAAUAUUGAGUAUUUGUGUAAUAUUUAAGUACUUGUUCUGUGUUAGGAUUGCGAAAUCCUUUGAUGUGUCGAGUAAUUAUACUUGAAAAAAUCCUGAGUUUUGGCAGCAUCGUGCC
Messenger RNA from Panicum virgatum (switchgrass), 1273 nucleotides. RefSeq lists its product as uncharacterized. The record is from RefSeq and is a predicted model, not a curated record. Bases 1 to 1110 code for a protein of 369 amino acids. The transcript has 7 exons. Lineage: Eukaryota; Viridiplantae; Streptophyta; Magnoliopsida; Poales; Poaceae.